Molecule: messenger RNA, 1910 nt
Organism: Lolium perenne
Lineage: Eukaryota; Viridiplantae; Streptophyta; Magnoliopsida; Poales; Poaceae
Source: RefSeq, a predicted model, not a curated record
AGAGAUAGCUUUGCCAGACCCCGACCCCAAAACGAAGAGCAGUCCACGAGCGAGCGCUUUCCUUCAACAUGCGUAAAGCAAGUGAGAGUACAACAGGAGAUGAGAUAUCCUUGUGCCGUUUGCUGGCGGAGUUGCCCCGUUGGCAAGCAAGCAUAGAUACCAAAACUAAUCGGCAAGAAACGCAGGCAGGAAUGGAAAAACACACACCACCAGUUCAGUCCAUGCCAUGGCAGGCAAUGCUAAUGACGAGGAUACACAAUAAAGCGGUCGCUCGGCAAUUUACCAGCGACGACGGGCCACGUUUCCUCCCGAAAGCUAAAGCGAAUCGAGGAGAGGCUAGAGGAGCUCCUAGAGGAAGAGUAUCAGAGUAUCAUCGUCGCCACUCCACUGCACUUCACUCCUUUCUACACGGAUCGACCUCUCUCCUUUUUCCCAUUUCUUUCUUUGGGAUAUAUCCAUGGCCGAUCCACAACCCAUCUUUGUUGUCCAAGCCCCUGGCUGCUAUAACAAGCACCACCUCCCCGACCAGUGCUGAACCACUGGCUACUACCGGUGCCAGUCGGACUGUGGAGAUCAUAACAGGGCGGACCAACGGCGAGAUCAUGGGACGCAGCAGUUCCAGAAUCAGCCGUCGGCUGCCGCCGUCGAUGCUCAUCUUCCUGCUCCUCCUGCUCGGCACCACUCCACAGUGUGAGGCGAGAGCGCUGAGGCAGAGCAAGAGGAACUCGCUGAUGAACGCGCUCUUCAAGCUCAACUUCGUCAGGGAAGUGCAGCCGACGCCGUACCUGCCGCCUCCUGCAAACGCUGGCACCCAGGGCGGGGACGCCGCCGCGAGCCUCGCCGCCGCCGCCGCCGACAGCGUCAACCCUCCCUUCUGCGUCAACCCGCCGAACGCGCCUCCGACGUCGUCGACGCCGCCAUUCACCUCCACGGGGCCGUCCUCCUCCACCCCUUCCGCCCCGGACCAGCUGCCGCCCAUCACCCCCAUCCCGCCGUCCUUCGAACCCAGCCCGCCGGCCGGCACCACCACCCCGGGCUCCAGCCCGGGAACGGGUACGCCGACGGUCACGCCCACGCCGAUCAACCCGCCGCAGUUCGCUCCGAGCCCGCCCGGGACGGCGCCGCCGAGCCCGAUCGUCGUGGUGCCCAGCCCGCCCGACGACUCCGGCCCAGGCUCGGGGGGUGGCGGGGGCGGCGAAGGUGGCGGCGGUGGCGGUGGCGGCGGGUUCAUGCCGCCGAUCAUCUACCCGCCGCCGCUGGCCCCGCCGAUGGCGCCGGGGGCCGGGCAGGCGCUGUGGUGCGUGGCCAAGCCCACGGUGCCGGACCCGAUCCUGCAGGAGGCCAUGGACUACGCGUGCGGCUCCGGCGCCGAGUGCCGCUCCAUCCAGCCCGCCGGCGCGUGCUCCCAGCCGGACACCGUGCUCGCCCACGCCUCCUACGCCUUCAACAGCUACUGGCAGAUGACCAGGGCCAACGGCGGCACCUGCGACUUCGGGGGCACCGCCACCAUCGUCACCAGCGACCCAAGCUACGACCAGUGCGCGUUCAACCUUGUCUGACGGUACCAAGAGAGAAUAUGAUGCCGUUCGAUGAGCGGUUUUUUCGACAUUCUUCUUCUUCUUCUUCUCGAUUUUAAUUCUAGGCCACAGAAGUUGUAGCUUUUGUAAGUAGCUGGUUAGUGUGAUCCGGGAUCUUGAUUAUCGCAAGGCUGAUACUGUGCAAAAGGUUAUACGACCAGCUCUUAGUUAGUUAGGAUGUUGCUGGUUUUCCCCUUCAACUUUUAUCUUGUUCUGCACAAUUAUUUAAGUCAAAUAGUAGAUGCUAGCUUCGUUUUCACGCUAAACCCAUGGAAUCUGUAUUAGUUAAGUAGUCUGAUCAAGCUCCACUGCUUUCAGCACAUGGCAGAUUAA